CUGGGACGCAGCACGACGCAGAAUCAGUACCAUCAAAACCUUUGGGUCUACCUCCAGCAAUCAGACCGCCUGUACACCUGUAGUGUCACUUUUCCUCCCAACGCCGCUUGGAUUCGGGAGCGAAGAGAAGAGGGAAGCAAGCAAACCAGUCAAAUAUGGUUGGAGAAGCUCGGAGGCAGAGCACAGGGACGACAUAGACGCAUAUGGUUCAGGACAAAGAGGGUCGUCUUCUCUGAAAUUACGAUGCAUCUCAUCCGGGUGGUCCUAAUUCUGCUCGUGACAGGCAUGGUGAAAGGUUGGGAAUGCAGCGCAGGGUGCAGCAGAGAAAAUGGGUUUUGCGAGAAGCCAGGGAAGUGCAGGUGUAAACCAGGGUGGCAAGGAGAGAACUGUGAUCAGUGCAUGCCUUUCCCCGGCUGUUUGCACGGCACAUGUGAGAAAGCAUGGCAGUGCAUCUGCAAACAGGGCUGGGUGGGCAGCCUGUGUGACCAAGAUACUCGCCUCUGCUCAUCCAGGCCGUGUGCCAGUAAUGCCACCUGCAUCGAGACGGGAGAGGGGGGAUACCUUUGUGUGUGUCCCCAAGGCUACGCUGGGAAAAACUGCCAGCUGAAGCAGGAAGUCUGCUUUACACACAGCUCUCCUUGUCAGAAUGGAGGCACAUGCAUUGAUGCCAGUGGCUCGGCAGCUUACCCUUCCUGUUUGUGUCCUCCUGGAUUUUCCGGAGACUUCUGUGACAUUGCUGUUGACAGCUGCCAACCUAACCCCUGCCUCAACAGUGGCAACUGCACAAACCACGGCCUUGCUUUCACGUGCGUCUGUCCUCCUGGCUUCACCGGUUUCACGUGCAACGACACCACCAGCCUGUCCCCCUGCGCUGGUGGGCCCUGCGCCAACAAGGGAACCUGCGUCGGUCAGCCUGAUGGAACCUUUCGGUGCAUUUGCCAAAAGUGGUUUGCAGGCCCCACGUGCUCCCUUUAUCACAGACCAAAGAGCAGAUCCAAGCCAGCUGGUGCCAGGCCGGUGGACCACAGAGUGUUUGCUCUGGCUCCACAGCACUACUCCCUCCCAGCUCACGCGUUUCACAAGCUGCUUAGACCACCAGAGAGAGACCUGCUUAAGAUCACCCUAAAGGAAACCGUGCACCCUUCUGGCGUCCUCAUCACCCACGGUCAACUCAUCUGCUUCGGCAUGCUGGCUUUGCUCACCUGUCUGGUUAUCUUGGGUACCACCGGGAUCGUGUUCUUUGGCCGCUGUCAGAUGUGGCUCGCUAACGCCAAGUACAGCCAGCUUGUUCGGCAGCAGCGGGAACAUCUGCUGAAAGAAGUUGGCAGCUCAGGCCAGGAAGAGCCCAAGCACUCGGUUAACAUCAUCCUGCCAGAAAAAAUUAGACUCUCCAGCUUUGGGGGACACUACACCUCCAUCUGAUUUACCAUGCCUCCUACUGUUAUCUGCUCUCCGAGGACAGUGCAUAAUGAAUGUCCCUCGACACUGUCCCUGCUGUGCAGUUGUGGACUUAAGACACUGGACUAUGUGAAUGUAUAGUUCUGGAUCAAAUGGAUAAAAGUAAGCUGGAUUGUAAAAGUGUCCAUUGAGUCAUAGUUAAAAUAAAAUCCAUUAAAACGUUAAUUGAUAAAACAACAUUGUGUGAGAUGUUUUGGAUUUUGAAAGCUGUUUCUUUAUCUCUACUUUUAGCCCAUGUCUGGACAAAGUAGACUUUUUAAUUAAAGUUGGAUUUAAAUAAGAUAACCAUGCAUGUGACCUCUACCACUUAAGUUUGUAAUUAAACUGUUUUAUUUUAUUCAUGCUUGGAUUAAAAACCAGUUCUGUGGUUAUGUUGGGAAAACUCAUUUUAACUCAUUUACAGCUAUGAGUUUUUAAUUAAAAUGGUGUCCAUCACCAUGGAACAUAUUAAUGUGACCUUAGCUCACAUAUGUGCUGAUUUGUGACCUUAAGUAGUGUCAUUCAUUUUCUUGGAUACAAAUUGCGUCAUUAGUUUUUCAUUUCAAUUGUAAAAUCUUACAAUGUAUGGUUAGACAUAAACUUGUAAAAAUGUGUUUUCCCAAAGAUUUAUUUUAUUCUAAUCUGUUUAUUUUUUCAGUACAACUAACUCAGCUCUUGUUAAAUCUGCAGAUUUAAGCUCUAUGUUCCUGCCAGUGUUGUGUUAAAUGUGUUUGUAUAUACAGCAGUGAGCCCUGAUGUACUUUUGCAGUUUUGCAUAAUUUAUGCAAAAAUAAUUUGGCAGUUAAGAUGGGAAAACUGUUUAUAUUAAAUAUAUAGUACGAUCUGAAAUGCAAAA
This is a messenger RNA of Nothobranchius furzeri (turquoise killifish), 2293 nucleotides long. Its product is annotated as protein delta homolog 1. NCBI's taxonomy places the organism in Eukaryota, Metazoa, Chordata, Actinopteri, Cyprinodontiformes, Nothobranchiidae. Gene Ontology annotation, molecular function: Notch binding; calcium ion binding. The record is from RefSeq and is a predicted model, not a curated record.